Cylicocyclus nassatus is the source of this 865-nucleotide messenger RNA. The record is from the annotation of a GenBank genome assembly. NCBI's taxonomy places the organism in Eukaryota, Metazoa, Nematoda, Chromadorea, Rhabditida, Strongylidae.
GUUCUGAGUGGUGAUGUGGAUGAUUGUUGAUAUGAUCGUCUCGGCUGCAAUGCUUUUGAUAAUGUUUGCUACGUGCAACAAAAGGCAUACAGCUGGCAAGAACAAAGUUGACUCAAAAACGACCGCAAAAGCUGCAGAAAAAAAUCACAGUAAAAGAAAGAAAAAGGAUUUGCAAACAGGAGUAGCAACAGCUCAGUCUCAUGAAGGAAUGAGAAGGGGGGCACCUUUGAUUGAAAGUGAACAAGAAGACGACAAUACUACUAAGCAUUUGAGUGGUCGAGAAUCUGAACAGGACGGAACGUAUGAGGAUGUUGAUAUAAACUCACCGGCUGCAAAAACUAGAUGCAAGCCUUCAAGGAGAAGAUCAGCGAAAUGCAAAAGCAAAAGUGGCGCUAAGAAUUUGAACAAAGGGACGAAGAAGCCUAAGUCGAAAGAGAAUGUUCCUAUAGAAAGAAAGACGACACCAGCUGAAGAUAGAAAGACCUCUACGUCGCAUGGGACAAAUGAUGGGAAUGAACCAAAAACAGCCACUGCGGAUAGUCCAGUAAAGCAGAUAAAAGCUCUAAGAAAGCUGAACAUGCUCCUCAGACCGAAGAAGAGCGAUCCUCAACGUACAAAAUUAACUACAUUACCUACGCAAGAAGAGUCGGAUCAGGUACCAGGAGUACUUGGCACAGAAGGACAAGUACCUCUGCAAUCCCUUACACUAAAUAAAACCAGCACACAGCGUUCUGAAAUGGUGCAAGGAGAGCAGUUGGAGCAUCUGUCUACUCGGACUGAAAGUCGUUCACAUGCAACUCAACGAACCAAAACUUUGCUUGAGGGCACUUUGCCACUAGCACCCACAAUUAGAGUAAACGAGUAG